AUGGUCGGUAUCAACAGGGAUAUGGAGGAGAAUGAAAUCCUUAAUAGUGUGGAUGAAAUGAUCCUGGCUGAUGAAAAACUCGAAACAAGCAGCGCUGGGAGCAGGGGCGCAUUCUUCGCCAGCUUGGCCGCACCUUAUUUCUCAUUUCUGGUCCCUCAGGCACUGUCAAGCGAUACGGGAAACAGAUCCGUUCGUGCCGUCCUCGGUUUUCUGCCUCCACCGACGGCGCCUCCGCCGCUCGCGCCUCCGCCGCGGAAGCGCCUGCCGGCGUCGCCGCUGCCGGUCCGGUCACCUGCACCGGACGGACGCCUCUCGCCGCUGCCACGGCCCCACCUCCAGCCACUGCCGCCGCCGUGUUCCUCCGCGGCGGCAGAACCGAUGGACGCUGAGGCUGACGUCACGCCGCCGCCGCCGUCGCCCAUGGAGGUCGUUUUUCCGCCUCCUCAUCCGAGCAUACCCAGUGGCGGUGCGCGGCCUGGGCAGGUUUUCCACGGGGCGUUUUCUUCGCCCCCUCGAGAGCAAUUCGGGAUCGCGUAUGGACAGCGCACCCCGGCAGUUCAGCUGUCUGCCCCGUCAGCUGCGCCGCCCGGUGCGUCAUUUCAGGGGAGAGGGAUGUGGUAUCCAUAG
Schistocerca americana (American grasshopper) is the source of this 627-nucleotide messenger RNA. Its product is annotated as leucine-rich repeat extensin-like protein 3. The transcript has 2 exons. The record is from RefSeq and is a predicted model, not a curated record. Lineage: Eukaryota; Metazoa; Arthropoda; Insecta; Orthoptera; Acrididae. Bases 1 to 627 code for a protein of 208 amino acids.